AUGUCUGACCUCCCCAACUUCAAGGGCCUCGACGAGACGCUCCCGGUGAAGACACAUCAUGCCGUGUACUCGGGCAUCGACCCUAAGGUUCACUUCACGAACAAGAGCUAUGCCGGCAAAGUUGUACUCGUCACUGGUGCUUCUCGUGGCCUCGGUGCCAGCGCGGCAAAGCAUUAUGCGCGUGCAGGUGCCUCCGUCUCGAUCGUUGCACGUAGCGCCGACCUUCUCGAGCAAGUGCGCGCCGAGAUUGUGAAGGGCACUCCCGGUGCGCAAGUCUUGACGUUCACCGUCGACGUCAAAGACCCGGCCGCGGCGGAACGUGCGAUUGAAGAGACGGUCAAGCAGUUCGGCAAGCUUGAUGUGCUCGUCGCCAAUGCUGGAGCUUGCCUUCCCUUCGAGAAGCGUGUCGGCGACCGCGAGGACUCGCUUGGCUGGUGGGCGACCUUCGAGGUCAACAUCUUCGGCGUCUACAACUUCGUGCGCCCUGCGCUGAAGCAUCUCGAGAAGAGCGAGGGCUACGUGGUGGUAGUGAGUACCAUGACGGCGCAGCUGCGGAUCCCGACGGCGUCUGACUACGGCGUGAGCAAGCACGCAAUUGGUCGUUUCGUCGAGUACGUUGCACUUGAGCACCCCAGCGUGAAGCCGUUUGCCGUCCAUCCCGGGGCUGUCGACACGGAGCUUUCACGCGAAUCUGGCGCCGACAGGAAGUGGUUCACCGACCCACCCGAGCUGUCGAGCGGCACGUUCCUUGCCUUGACCUCCGGCAAAUACGACUGGCUGCGUGGCCGCUUCUACGACUCGACCUGGGACAUCGACGAAGUCGCACAGCUGAAGGAGAAGAUUCUGAAGAACGACGCGUUGGUGAGCAAGUUGGUUGUUAAGCUGGAUUAG
Messenger RNA from Peniophora sp. CBMAI 1063, 891 nucleotides. The record is from the annotation of a GenBank genome assembly. Lineage: Eukaryota; Fungi; Basidiomycota; Agaricomycetes; Russulales; Peniophoraceae.